Messenger RNA from Synchytrium microbalum, 522 nucleotides. RefSeq lists its product as uncharacterized. The record is from RefSeq and is a predicted model, not a curated record. The transcript has 7 exons. Bases 1 to 522 code for a protein of 173 amino acids. NCBI's taxonomy places the organism in Eukaryota, Fungi, Chytridiomycota, Chytridiomycetes, Synchytriales, Synchytriaceae.
AUGGCUUCAAUCAACGUAUCAACCUCGGCACUACCUGUACCUUCUCCAAAACAACGCGCAAACAAGACCGUAUUGAUGGGCCUAGAUGAAUCCCGACAUUCCUCAGCCGCCUUGCAAUGGGUAUUUGACUACUUGUUGGUGUCCGGAGACAAGCUGGUCGUCGUCACUGUCAUUGACAAGGAAUCCGAAAGGGAAUCGACCACUUCCAGGGUCAAGACAUUGCUUCGAGCUGCUUAUGAAGCUGAAGGAAUCGCAGUCUCAAUGGGAACUCGUGUCGUUGUCUCCAACAAUGCAGGUCAAGCCAUCGCCUCUCAAGCUGAAGAAGUCAAACCUGCUUUUCUGGUACUGAGCAGUGCUGGUAAGAGUCACGUUGAAGGCCUAUUGGUUGGCAGCGUGUCCCAGUAUUGCAUCAAGAAUGUGCAAGAUUGCCCAGUCAUUAUUGCCAGGAUGACCAAGAAAGAUGAACUCACUGAUUCUGCUGGAAACGUUGGAAGCGAGCGAAAGAGUCCAUCCUGGUUCUGA